AAGCUGUCAGAAACCUGCUUUCCACAGAGGAAGGAGGGGUUGGUUCAUGGGAAGAGACUGCAGCACAGUGUGCAGUGGUUCCUGCAGCUGAACUACAGUGAGCGCAUACACUGGACUCAGGGUUCUCUGUGACUUAUUUCUUUAAUCACAAUCAUGGGUCAGUCAUUCUCUUCUACAUUUGCGAAUGAAGACCGUGGAGAUUUGGAAUCCAGUUUCACUGCAUAUUUUAAUAAUACUGAAAUAGAAAACGAAAUCAUUCCUCCGGAAAUCAUCCGUUCUAUAAAAAGGUCUCUGAGAAGAGGAAAUGUUCAUCAGGCACAUUACAUAAUCAGUAAUAGAUUACGAGAUAUUUAUUAUGCCCCAAUAAACAUUGCUGUGACAGGAGAGUCUGGAGCAGGGAAGUCCAGCUUCAUCAAUGCCCUGAGGGGAGUUGGACCUGAAGAGGAAGAUGCAACUCAAGUUGGGAUAGCAGAGACAGCUAUGAGGAGAAUUCCAUACAAGCACCCCAAAAUUGAAACGUUGACGUUUUGGGAGCUGCCUGGCAUUGGAACUAUGAACAUUCCACCAAAAUAUUAUCUGGAGAAAAUGAAAUUCCAAGAGUAUGACUUCUUCGUGAUUCUUUCCGCCACACGCUUUAAACUACUUGAACUAGACCUUGCCCAAGCAAUCAAAUUGAAGAGAAAGAUUUGCUACUUUGUAAGAACCAAAGUGGAUGCUGACUUACAAAAUGAAAAGGAAUCCAAACCAUGUACCUUUGACAGAGUAAAGACCCUGCAGCAGGUCAGAAGAUACUGUGUGAACACCUUCAUUCAGAAUAACAUGGAUGCUCCACCGAUUUUCUUGAUUUCUAACCACAAUUUAUCAGACUAUAAUUUUCCAGUCCUGAUGGACGCCCUGAUAAAAUUUCUUCCUGCUCAAAAGCACCACAACUUUAUACUUUCCUUGCCUAAUAAUACUGAGGCUGUCGUUGACAAAAAGCACAAAUCUAUGCAGCAGUUUAUCUUGUUGGAAGCCUGCCAGGCUGGAAUUUUGGCUACUGUUCCUACAGUGGACAUCCUCAUGGAUGAAGUCGAGGAGUUGAAAGUGAAGUUAAACCACUACCGGGUCCUCUUUGGACUAGAUGAUGAAUCCCUGGAAGUCAUGGCUAACGAUUCUCAAGUGCCUGUUGAACAACUGAAAAAAAACAUUAAAUCUCCUUAUUUGUUGGAAACUAAGAAAGAAGAAACAUUGGGAGAAAUGGUUUUGAAAUAUGUGGAGAAAUUUGCCUCAGCUAAUGGUGGGCCUCUUGCUACAGGGCAUUACUUUGGGAAAACCUUUUACUUACAACUUUAUUUCCUUGACACAGUGACUGAAGAUGCCAAAGUUCUCCUUAGAGAGACAUAUUUUAAAAAACUAGUUCAAGCUCAGCUCAUCCACAGUGACUGACCAGGACAAGAUCACAAGAUCAAUGGUGAAUACAAUAGAAUCACUAGAUAAAUUCCCCCUCUUAUAUCUUUUCUUUCCACUAACCAAUCCACUAUCAACAUGAGAAACCUAGGGAUAAGGGCCAUGUGUGUUAAUAUGUCAGAACCUGGCAAUCCCCAGCUUCAACCCUCUACCUUCCUCUCUGUCUUUCAACUCUGGUGUGGGAGAAUUGUCUGUAUCCUGUCAAUCAUGUUUUAAAUAAAUGCUGAUAGGCCAAUAGCCAGGCAGAGAGUAUAGGCAAGACAACCAGACAGGAAGUAGAGGCAGGGCAAUGAGAACAGGAGUAUUCUGGGAAGAAGGAAGUUCUUUCUGAGUCCUGUCCAGACACCGACUAAGCAAGAUGUGACCUGUCCCACUGAAAAAGGUACUGAGCCAUGUGACUAACAUAGAUAAGAAUAAUGGGUUAAGCUGGGCGGUGAUGGCUCAUGCCUUUAAUCCUAACACUUGGGAGGCAGAGGCAGGAGGAUCUCUGUGAGUUCGAGACCAGCCUGGUCUACAAGAGCUAGUUCCAGGACAGGCUCCAAAACACAGAGAAACUCUGUCUCGAAAAACCAAAAAAAAAGAAUAAUGGGUUAACAUCAGUUAUAAGAGCUAAUACGAAGCCUGAGCUAAUGGGCCAAUCAGUUUAUAACUUAUGGAGACCUCUGCGUGACUUUCUUUGGGGCUUACCAGCUGUGGGAACUGGGCAGGACAGGAACCAACAAGCAGGCCUUCAUGUUACACAACUCCACAUGUACACUUUAAAACACACAUGCACAGACUCACAUACAGACACACACAGUGCCAUGUCGUGCACAUAUAAUGAGCAGAGCUCAAUUUCCAGAACCCAUAUAAAAGUUGAAUGGGUGUGGUAGGCACCUUGGACUCCAAACUCAGAAGGCAGAGAAGGCGGAACCAUGGAGCAAGCUGGCUGUCAAGAGUGUGAGAUAACUGAAAGUUCUAGGUUUAAUUGAGGGACCUUGUCUUGGUGACAAAGACCAGAGAGCAAUUGAGGAUAGGAUAACAUAAGCCUGACAUACUCACCCACACACGUGAACAUGCAUACCACACAGAGAGACACAUUUUAUUUUUUUAAUAUUUUUAUUCGUUUUACAUACCAACCACAGUCUUCCUAUCCCCUCUUCCCCUGCCUCCCAUAAGCACACCCCAAUUCACUCCUCAGACAUGCUAAGGCCUCCCAUGGUGAGUCACCAAAGCCUGGCACAAUCAGUUGAGUCAGAAGCAAGCCCCUCCCCUGCCAGAAGCAAAGACCUGUAUUUUGAGGUCUGUAUUUUGUUUACAGUCAUCUUAAGUUCACAAGUAAGUUAUUCCUCUCUGCAGGGGAAAUUCUGGGCCUAGGAAAUCAACCUGGUAUCUUAUCUCCUAAUGAGACCUGCUGGCCCCAGGCUUUUAGAAACAAUUAGCAUUUUCUUUGUUAGUCAACAAUCACAGAUGCUCAGUAUUUCCUUAUCAGCUAGGGAUGUCUCUGAACCUGAAUUCCAGUGGUCCUGACACCUUCCCCUCCCACUUGCCCAUUUUUUAUUUUUUCAUUUUUUUAUUUUCUUGCUGUAAAACAGCUUCUGAGAAACAAUAAAACACGAC
Alexandromys fortis (reed vole) is the source of this 3045-nucleotide messenger RNA. Its product is annotated as interferon-inducible GTPase 1-like. The transcript has 2 exons. Gene Ontology annotation, biological process: cellular response to interferon-beta; defense response. Lineage: Eukaryota; Metazoa; Chordata; Mammalia; Rodentia; Cricetidae. Gene Ontology annotation, molecular function: GTP binding; GTPase activity. The record is from RefSeq and is a predicted model, not a curated record. Gene Ontology annotation, cellular component: endoplasmic reticulum membrane. The coding region runs from base 154 to 1425 and encodes 423 amino acids.